Molecule: messenger RNA, 1781 nt
Organism: Beta vulgaris subsp. vulgaris (sugar beet)
Lineage: Eukaryota; Viridiplantae; Streptophyta; Magnoliopsida; Caryophyllales; Amaranthaceae
Product: protein trichome birefringence-like 5
Exons: 5
Coding region: 76-1476 (466 amino acids)
Cellular component (GO): Golgi apparatus
Molecular function (GO): O-acetyltransferase activity
Source: RefSeq, a predicted model, not a curated record
CCAAAAAUAGAACAAGAAGUCAAAAAACCCACUCACACUGUCACACAGACACUAAGCAUCCCCAGACUCCUAAAGAUGGCAGAUUCAUCACCCCCUCAAAAAAAACGCCACAAUAUUUUCACCUUCACCUCCAUUCUUUUCCUCAUCUCCAUCUUCCUCAUUCUCCUCGUUUUCCUGAGCAGUGAAAAAACUCUCAAUCUCUUCAUCUCUCCUUCCAUCAACCCAGAAAUCUUCGCCCAAACCAACACUACAACCGCCGCAACUCCACCCAUUGUCGAACCAGAGUCUACAUCGUUCGAAUCAAAUCAAAUUUUUUCAAAUGAAACCCAUGUUGAGGAAAAUGAAAAUGUGGGUUUUGUUAACGGAUCUAUUGGUGAAAAUGGGUCGGUUAAAGAAGAAGAAAAAGAGGUGGAGAAAUGGGGUAAAAAUUGUAACUUUUAUAUGGGUAAAUGGGUUAAAGAUGAUGGGUACCCGGUUUAUCAACCGGGUUCAUGUCCUUUUGUUGAUGAAGCCUAUGAUUGUCAGAGUAAUGGAAGGCCUGAUUUUGAGUUUAUGAAGUGGAGAUGGAAGCCUGAUGAUUGUGAUCUUCCAAGGUUCAACGCAACUGACUUUUUGGUCAGAAUUAGGGGUAAAAGAUUAAUGCUUGUUGGAGAUUCUAUGAAUCGGAACCAGUUUGAGUCAAUGUUGUGCCUUCUUCAUGAGGGGCUUCCUGACAAGAGUAAAAUGUAUGAAGUACAUGGAUAUAAAAUAACUAAAGGAAGAGGUUUCUACAUCUUCAAGUUUGUGGACUUUAACUGUACAAUAGAAUAUGUGAGGUCCCAUUUUCUUGUUAGAGAAGGAACCCGCAUUAAUGGACAAGGAAACUCAAACCCAACAUUAUCAAUGGAUAAAAUUGAUAAGACAGCUAGAAAGUGGACGCAGGCUGACAUUCUUGUCUUCAAUACUGGCCACUGGUGGACUCACGGGAAAACCUCGAGAGGGAAAAAUUACUACAAAGAAGGUGACUACGUCUAUCCCAAAUUCGAUGCUGUAGAGGCUUAUAGGAAGGCCUUGAAAACGUGGGGAGAAUGGGUAGAUAAAAAUUUGAACCCUGCAAGGCAAUUGGUUUUCUAUCGUGCAUACUCAUCUCCACAUUUCAGGGGUGGAGAUUGGGACUCUGGAGGUACAUGCAAUGGUGAAACGGAGCCCAUAUUAAGCGGGACUUUCUUGGAUAGCUACCCGAUAAAAAUGAAAAUUGUUGAAGAUGUUAUCCAACAAAUGAAGGUUCCUGUGAUAUUACUUAAUGUUACAAGAUUGACAAAUUUUCGCAAAGAUGGCCACCCAUCAGUCUAUGGUAAGAUGAGGCCAAAGGGGAUGAAAGUUUCUACUAGAAAACAAGAUUGCAGCCACUGGUGUCUUCCCGGUGUUCCUGAUGCUUGGAACGAAUUAAUUUAUGCAACUUUAGUUUACCAACAAACUGCUAUCCGCCAAGUAUAACAGGCUCAGCAACUUUAAUUUUCGAGUGGGAUAUGAUAUCAAUGUAAUACUCGUAGUACAUGUAUUCAUUAUGCAUUUCCAUCUCAGGCCGUGUAAGAGGCUGUAAGGUAACCUACAGCAUAGAGCCCGACCCAAAAAUCUAAAAUUCAUUGUUUGUUAGUCACAUUGACCUACCGUCAUAUUUUAGGUACUCUAUAUUGUAAAAAGUUAUUCUCAGUAUGAUAACUUUAUAGAAUUCUCCUUUUGUCUUAAAAGUAAAAACUUGGUAGAAUAUAUAUAUAUUUAUAUAUUACAUUUAUGCAUAA